This is a messenger RNA of Danio rerio (zebrafish), 1466 nucleotides long. The record is from RefSeq and is a predicted model, not a curated record. NCBI's taxonomy places the organism in Eukaryota, Metazoa, Chordata, Actinopteri, Cypriniformes, Danionidae.
UCGGAGAGAGCAGAACUUUGCUGUUUGAGGCUCAAGUGAAGAGUUUACUGAAGGACAGCGAGAACAUGAGUGAUCCAGAACCCUGCAGAAUUAAACCUGAAGAUACUGAACAACAAAUAGACCUAAUUGAAGAAAAUGUGGCGAGUAAAGAGGAAGAACAUCAUGUCAAAGUUGAGGAAAAAUAUCUUAAGAUUCACAUGAGUAUGAUUCACACUGGAGAAAAAUCAUUGACAUGCACUCAGUGUGGGAAGAGCUUUAGCCAAUUAUCAAACCUUAAUAAACACAUGAAGAUCCACACUGGAGAGAAACCAUUCACAUGCACUCAGUGUGGGAAGAGUUUUAGCCAAUCAUCGUCCCUUAAUCUACAUUUGAGAAUCCACACUGGAGAGAAACCAUUCAGAUGCACUCAGUGUGGGAAGAGUUUCAGCCAAUCAUCAUCCCUUAAUCUACACAUGAGGAUUCACACUGGAAAGAAACCAUUCACAUGUACUCAGUGUGGCAAGAGCUUCAACCAAUCAUCAAACCUUAAUCAACACAUGAAGAUUCACACUGGAGAAAAACCAUUUACAUGCAUUCAGUGUGGGAAGAGUUUCAGCCAAUCAUCAAACCUUAAUCACCACAUGAGGAUCCACACUGGAGAGAAACCAUUCACAUGUACUCGGUGUGGGAAGAGUUUCAGCCAGUCAUCAUCCCUUAAUCUACACAUGAAGAGCCACACUGGUGUGAGAGAGUAUGUUUGCUUUGAGUGUGAGAAAACCUUUAUUACAUCUGGAGAAUUGAAACUGCACCAGAGGAAUCACGCUGGGGAGAAACCGUACAAGUGUUCACACUGCGACAAGAGGUUUAAUCAGUCAGAACAUCUGAAAAGACAUGAGAGCAUUCACACUGGAGAGAAACCGUACGAGUGUUCACACUGCAACAAGAGAUUCAGUCAGUUACCGCAUCUGAAAACACAUGAGAGGAUUCACACUGGAGAGAAACCGUACAGAUGUGAUCAGUGUCUACAGAGUUUUGCUCAUUUGGUGCAGCUUAAGAAACACAUGGACCAAAAGCUGCACACAUGACAUGAAUACAGCAUAACAUUUUUUUUUAUAUGCAAAGGAGCUUUUGGUCUGGUGUGCACCCCCCUUUGAGUCCUUAAAAUCUCUCUGCGAGUGAUCCUACAGGUGCGGAUACAUCUGUACAGCUCUGCUGCUUCACUGUCCAGUGUGUUCAUGUGGCUAGUGUUGUUGUUUUGGAUAAUGUUCUCUGUCUGACCCACUCAAUGAGAAACAACUCAAUGGGAAGAAACCAUACAUCAAAGAAUCCAGAGCUCCAGGACACGCCCGUAUCCACACUGGAAGAGACAGAUCAUCAUCUACAGCUUAACCUCGCGAAAACGGAAAUGCUUGAAGUUUCUGCCAACUCGACUCUACACCAAAACUUUUCAAUCCAGAUGGACGGGGCAACCAUUACUGCAUCUAAAA